CGAGGCAGGUUGACGGACCGAGUGCUCUGCAGCUGCCCGAGUCUUCCUCGCAAGUCAGCAGCAGGGCAGGCUGAAAAGACGGGUGGCUCGAGGAGCCUUCUAGUCCGUUCCAGCCCGGCCGGCUGCCCUGGAUCCAGGCCCGGGUUUCGCGCCACCACCUCUGGGUCGGUGAGCGCUUCCUCCUCCUCCCCCGCCGCGCGGUUGACUCAGCCUUAGGUCUCCCGCCGAGGCGCUGCUUUGCAAACACAGGCCAGGCGGAGGGAGGGAGGGAGUAACCAGCUCCUGCUCCUGCUCCGAAGCGGGCCGCCCUGCCGAGCCUCGGGCCCGAGCCUGCAGCAGCCGGAGAGCAACCGUUCCCGCGGCUGGGUCUUGCAACGCGCCGAGGAGCCCGCCCACCUGGACAGGAGUCUGUGGCCUGGCCUCUCAACAGGUGAUCACGAUGGAGAGUAAUGGUUCAUGGAGCAUCGCUAGAACUUAAUGGUUCCCUAUAUGAGAGAGUUUUCGGUGCCUAUGGCAAAAUGUAUACCAAUGAUCCUGGUCUCCUGGCUGGACCCCCACGUUUCAUGUGAAGAGGCGACGUCUUAAUGGGCUGUACCUGGCAGAGCUUCACGGAGACCGCGGUGUUUGGACUCUGAUGGUGUCGACUUGGCAGCGUUGUACUAAGUAAUUCCCAUGGAUCCAGAGAUCGACAUGGACUCCUUGCUGGAUCUCAGCUUCCUAACCGAGGAGGAGCAGAACGCCAUUGCAGAGGUGCUACAGAGAGACUCACAGCUGCGGACGUCUGAGGAGGGGCGGAUCAGUAAGCUGCGCCAGUCCGUUUCUGAUCCCAGCUGGCUGAAGAUCCUCUCUGGAGACUGGUUCUGUGACGUCCGUUCCAAGCGGCACCAACACAACCACUUUGGCUCUGACAUUGUCCGGGCUUCUAUCCGCAAGAAGAAGAAGCCCAGAGCAGGCGAGUUGUCUCUGAAGCAGCGAGCCAGCCUGGGAGAUCUAGAAGUGAUCAGUGAGCCCCCAGCAGAGGAGGAGGAGAGCACGGUGGAGGUUGUGGGCAUGCCAGAUGUCGUGGACAGACUACCCAGCAAAGCUUCUCCUCAGAUGUCCUGGACCAAUGAUGAGUUGGCAGCUGGCCCAGAGAUGGCUGACUUGACUCCACGGGAUGCAACCCAGUUACCGGAACAGAUGGCUGAGGAUGAGCUAGAGAGAAGCAACUCCUUUAGUAGCCUGAGUUCAGAUGCUGAGGAGGAAGAGCAGCAGAUGGAUGCACUACCGGCCAUCACGGUUACAGUGCAGACUAAUGGGGAUCUUGAAAAUGGCCAGGGAGAAGCUUCAGGUACUUCGCCUCCAAAGAACAAUGUGAUGAGUCCCCAGAAUAAAUGGCUGAGCACCAGUUCCUCAUUCUCCAGUCUCAGCUCAUCCACGAUGAGCGGCAGCUUGAUGAGCAUAUUCACCGACAACGAUAUUGGGACCGUAGACGUCCGUGGCUGCAUCCAGUUCUCCCUGCUGUAUCAUUCCAGGAAGAAGGAACUGCACAUUCAGAUCAUCCAGUGCCGAGAUCUUGCUGAAGCCAGGAAGCAGCGGUCAGACCCGUACGUCAAAGCCUACCUCCUUCCUGACAAAUCCAAUCACAGCAAAAGGAAAACUGCCAUUAAGAAGAGAAGCCUGGACCCCGUCUUCAACGAGAUUCUUAAGUACAAGAUUGAGAAAGCGGAUCUCCAGAGCAGGACCCUGAACCUUUCUGUCUGGCAUCAUGACUCCUUGAGCCGAAACCUUUUCAUGGGAGAGGUAGAGAUUCCUCUGAAUACCUGGGACUGGAGCAACACUAGUCCCCAGUGGUUUAACCUCCAGCCCAAGACAGCAGUCAGCCCAGAUAGUCUGUCUAGCCGUGGCAAACUCAAUCUGGCCCUGAAGUUCAUUCCAGCUGGUUCAGAAGGAGAAGGGCUUCCUCCAACGGGAGAGCUCCACAUCUGGGUGAAGGACGCACAGAACCUCAUUCCCCACCGGGGCAGCACAGCGGACUCCUACGUUCAGUGCUACAUCCUCCCUGAUGACAGCAAGUCAAGCCGCCAGAAGACCCGUAUUGUGAAAAAGAGUCUCAGCCCCACCUUCAACCACACCAUGGUCUACGACGGCUUUCAGGCCAAGGACUUGGCUGAGGCGUGUGCCGAAUUCAUCAUCUGGGACCACGAGACCUUCUCCAAGCAACCGCUCGGAGGUGUCCGCUUGAGUCUGGGCACAGGGAACAGCUAUGGCCUAGCAGUCCCAUGGAUGGAUUCGACAGAGGAGGAGCGCCACCUCUGGGAAAGGCUGUUCAAGCAGCCUGGGCAGUGGCUGGAAGCUGGACUCCCUCUGCGGACGAACUUGGCCCCUAGGACUUAACCCUGUACCUUGGCUGGUCUGCAGCGGGACGUCUGCAUGUGGUGGGACGAAGGGGGAAGCGAGAUCUCUGCAAAGGAGACCUGAUGGAUGUGAACUGAUGUCUAUCUCCAGAACUUCAGCUCUUGAAGAUGCAGCCAGGCAUAUCCCUGGUGCCACCUGACCAGAUCCAGGGGUUGCUGCUGCCGCCCUGUGUACCUGGAGGGCCCCUGCUCACAGAGAGGCUUUUCUCUUCUGCCUCUCUCCUUACCAGAGCAUCGACACUGAGACAAGCUGCCUCCAUUUUCUUAACUCCCGUGCCAGCACAUCAUAUCUCCAUCCUUGCUGCUGCACACAGAAACCAAACUCCUGUGUUAAAUCCUGUGUCUUCCUUUUUGCUGUUCUAGCAGGACCAUAAAAAUGGCAAAUAAUUGUUUCUUA
Hemicordylus capensis (graceful crag lizard) is the source of this 2793-nucleotide messenger RNA. It is a transcript of the gene SYTL1, whose product is annotated as synaptotagmin like 1. Gene Ontology annotation, cellular component: exocytic vesicle; plasma membrane. The coding region runs from base 673 to 2376 and encodes 567 amino acids. Gene Ontology annotation, molecular function: small GTPase binding; neurexin family protein binding. Gene Ontology annotation, biological process: intracellular protein transport; exocytosis. The record is from RefSeq and is a predicted model, not a curated record. Lineage: Eukaryota; Metazoa; Chordata; Lepidosauria; Squamata; Cordylidae. The transcript has 15 exons.